AUGACACAUUCCGUUACCAUGUAUGCUCUCUGCAUACUUAUUUUCUUAUCUAUAUUGUCAACCAUUGAAUCAAGUCAAUGUUUGAAGAAAUGUACAUUUCCAAGUAUACCAUUAAACUCUUCACUUCCGUCUGAUUUUUGUUCAAUAUCAAAGUCAAAUGAUGAUAUGAAGCAACAAUGUAGAGUUAAAUUGACAAUUGAUUUUACUACAGGCCUUGUCAAUGGAUCAUUUAAUCCUGAAAAUCGAUCGAUUUUAACCGACGAUGAACUUACAAUUGAAACUACUUUUUCAUUGAACAAUACAUCAGUUCAAGUAAAUAUUCGAUAUGAUUGUUCUGUAUCUGAUUAUUGUGAUCUCGAUUUUGUACGUGAAGCCUUAUCAUCAGAUUGGUCUGCGAUACAAGUACAACCUAUUCGUGAAAAACUUGUUUCGCGUCUUUAUAAUCCAAAUAAUACUCUUCCUAUCAAAUGUUUCAAUGAUAAUAGUUCUUGUCUGCCAAAUGAAUCGCUUUGUUCAAUUGCCUAUCUUUAUCUACAAAGCAGUAACAGUACAAUCUUUAUAGGUAGAUGUCAAAAUAUAACCAAAUCACCAAAAGUUGAAUGGGUUCAAUUAUAUCAGCCACGUGGAAUAGGAAAAGGUUUGACCGAAGGUAUCGUGUAUGAUUGUAACACUCCAACUUGUGGAUAUAAUACCAGUAUUAUCGAGACUGUCAAAAUGUUAUCACAUGAAUACAUCUUGCCUCUUAAUUUGUCAGUGAUUAAUACAACAACAACAACACCUAGGCCAACGACAACGAGUUCUUCAACUGUCACGUCGAAAAGUACAUGGACAACAACAACGUCAAAUCAUGCACCAUAUCUAUUUGUAAAUUUCUUCAACACAUUAAUGAUUUCCUUUUUAAUAACUAAAUAUUUUUGA
Rotaria sp. Silwood1 is the source of this 918-nucleotide messenger RNA. NCBI's taxonomy places the organism in Eukaryota, Metazoa, Rotifera, Eurotatoria, Philodinida, Philodinidae. The record is from the annotation of a GenBank genome assembly.